This is a messenger RNA of Physcomitrium patens, 1809 nucleotides long. RefSeq lists its product as uncharacterized. Lineage: Eukaryota; Viridiplantae; Streptophyta; Bryopsida; Funariales; Funariaceae. The record is from RefSeq and is a predicted model, not a curated record.
AUGGCAUCUCUGAUCAGUGCUCCAACUCCGUCGCAAGAUUCAGCAUGUCCCCAAAAGACCACCUCUUUCGCAGCGCUCUGGUUUGAGGAAUUGCAGAGAUCUAGAGAUGCGUUAAAUCCAGCGCCAGAUACUCAGAGAGACGAUAAAUUACCUGUGAAGGACCCAAUAAUACAAACUUCACCAGUGCUACAACUGUCCAAAGUGGCAUCAAGCGACUCCUGUGUCUCAGAACAGCUUGAAUCCGAAGGCCAAGACUGCGUCAUGACACAAACAAGGACAGGGGAUACCUCAGAGACGAAUGAAGACGAUCCAUCGAAUGAAUUGAAACUUCUACAAGAUCUUAAGCUGUUUUUAUUCACAGCUUCUUCAAAUCUAUGUCGUUCAAUAAUGGCAUCCUCAACAGCUCACAAGUCGGGGAAAGAGGUAUUUCUCCCCUGCGAUGAAAAGCCUCACGUGAUUCCAGGCUAUGGAUUGGCCAUGGAGCUUGACUCGAAUGUUUGCGCUUUGGCAGCAAGCGCAAGCUCGAGCAUGAAUGUACCAAAGCUGUUGAAAGGAGGUGCACCGCAAGGUGAAAAUGCUUUUGAGUGGCGACUCGACAUUGAGGAAAAGGACGUUGACACAACACCUCUAAACACUCCUGUGCGUAAUCGAUCACCCACGCAUUUGUGUCGUGGUGUCCAGUUCCAGUAUGAAGAACAUCCGCCGGCUUUGAGCCUCAUUGAACUCGACCCUGGGCUAGGGUAUGGAUGGCGAGGUCCUGAUUGGCAGGAUACUCACGGUAAAUACAGCGUCUACAAAGUUGAAGGUCCUAGCAUCUACGGGAGAUGUAGACCGAACAAUACUCCAUUUCCUGGCGUUACAGAGUACUACAAAUCAAUUGAGGUGGAGACCAUGACGCGGUGGGAGACGAUUAAGUCAAGGUAUCGGAAAGCUAGCCAAUUAGCUCAAAUAAGAGCCAAGCUGCGCGAGGACAUCCGCGAAUCAGAAGACUGGAGGAAGCACCUCGUAACUUUGAUCUCCGAAUCGAGUAGCGAGUCUGAAGAAAGUGAAGCUGACAAGCGUCGCAGACUGCAUGAAAAACGUGAACUAAAAAUAAGACGGGGUGAAUCAGACUAUGAGGAUCCUGACAGGGUGAGGUCUUUAUUGUCGUCAUCGUCGUCGUCCAUCGAUAGUGAUGACUCAAUGAAAGCCAAGCUUGAAGUCAACCCAAGAUGCAAGAGGAAGCACACGCACUGUUACCCAGGGACAUAUGCGCCCCGAGGCCGCACUUCAACUCCUUAGAUGCACUUAGUGAACAUUUAUCCUUCCAACUUAAAAAUUCAUUGACGAGCCCAAUUAAGCUCUCAGCUUCAAAGAGGAAAAGCAACAAGAUUGGGAUGAUUUGAGAAUAUAAGAAACUCUUGUCUGCAGAAGCAAAUGGCGAAUCAUAAUUAUGUACAAACGGUUAAAAGUAAGCGUCAUGGCAUAAAACGUCCGAGCGUCCGAUCAUGGUUCUCAGGGACUCAAACAUCUUGAAGAUACAAACGGCAAGUCACGGAGCAGCAUGGUCUACACUAGGUGUGGGUUCCCCAGCUACAGGUGAUGAUAUCGGUGAAGGCUGCAAUCCACCAGCAGAAACUGGAAAUUCUUGCCUGUCCCCUGAAUGAAUUAACACCGAUUCGUCCUCAGUAGCACGUUCAUUUCCCUGGCAAUAUUGCAAUCAGAAUGUUAGUCACAGGGGUCACAGAUGCCUAAUGCACAUUGGAACUCUAGAUGAAUAGAACACCUGUAAUUGCCAGUAAGUUUGAAGAAAAUUAAAAGAUUACGGAC